AUGGCCUCCUCUCCCUUGAGUUCCGUUGUGUCUCUGGACGUUUGUCCCCCGGCUGGCCCUUAUAGCCCUGCCAUCAAAGCCGGCGGGCUUGUCUGGGUCUCCGGCCAGCUUCCUAUCGAUUCGAACGGAGUGGUGGUCACCGAGUCCAUUUGUGCCAUGACGGCGCACUCCAUCUGCAAUAUCAAGGCCAUCUUGGAAGCCGCAGGGAGCGAGCUGGGCAAAGUCACCAGGGUCGGAGUCUUCUUGUCCGACAUGAAGUACUUUGCUGAGAUGAAUGCCGAGUACGAAAAGUGGUUCACACAUAAGCCAGCACGAACUUGCGUCGCCGUGAAGCAAUUGCCUCUGGGUGUCGAUGUAGAGCUGGACGCUGUGGCUUUGCAAUAA
This is a messenger RNA of Fonsecaea monophora, 384 nucleotides long. RefSeq lists its product as hypothetical. The record is from RefSeq and is a predicted model, not a curated record. Bases 1 to 384 code for a protein of 127 amino acids. Gene Ontology annotation, molecular function: deaminase activity. Gene Ontology annotation, cellular component: mitochondrion; cytosol. Lineage: Eukaryota; Fungi; Ascomycota; Eurotiomycetes; Chaetothyriales; Herpotrichiellaceae. The transcript is spliced from 3 exons.